AUGUCCAAGGCUUACGAUAGGAUUGAAUGGAGUUAUUUGAGGAGACUGCUGGAAGCUCUAGGAUUUGAUCAGAAAAGGGUUAACUCAUAUGUUAAGCAAGGCAGAAAAGGACCAUCUAUCCAUCAUCUCCUAUUUGCCGAUGACAGCCUCUUCAUGUGUAAGGCUUCGGAGUCGCAAGCGCGGGUGCUUCAUGAUGUCUUGCGGACCUAUGGAAAAGCCACGGGUCAAGCCAUUAAUGUGCAGAAGUCGGCGAUCUCUUUUGGUAGAUUGGUGAGGCAGGAGGAAAGAGAUUCUAUAUCUCAGGUGCUGGGAAUAUUUAAUGAAGGAGGCUCCUCCAAAUACCUCGGGUUCCCGGAGUGUUUCAGUGGCUCUAAAGUUGACCUUUUGGGCUAUUUACGAGAACGAGUCACUGCUCGGCUCAAUGCUUGGUAUCUAAGGAAGCUCUCUCAUAGUGGCAAGGAGAUUCUAGUCAAAGUCUCAGCUUCUGCCAUGCCGAGAAAGGUGCACUGGAUAGCAUGGGACAAGCUGUGCUUGCCAAAAGAUAUCGGAGGCGUGGAAAGUGCUAUCUGCACCUCAAUGCCUUCUUGCUCGGAUCCUGAAAGUAGAUACUUCCCUGAGAUUGAUUUUUUAGAGGCGAAACUUGGAAACCGUCCAUCUUAUGGGUGGAGGAGCUUGCUGUUUGGGAGAGAGUUGCUAGUGAAGGGGCUUCAGAAGAGAGUAGGGGAUGGGAACUCAAUCAAUGUGUGGUGUGAUAAGUGGUUUGAAGAUGAGCGAGAUGGGUAUGGGCUUAGAGCUCCUUGGAUCAAAAACUGCACGUUUGAUCUUAAUCUUAAAAUGAGGAGUCUGAUUGACUUUCAGGCGAGAAGAUGGAAUCACCAAGCGCUGGAAGAAAUCUUUGUUCCUUCGGAUAUUGAAGUGUUGCUGAGGAACCAACCAGUAGUUACGAGAGAAGACUUUUGGGUGUGGAAAUUGAACAGGUCGGGUGCUUAUACUGUAAAAUCAGGUUACUGGUUGGCGUCAAACGAGAAGAACAAGGAGCUGCAGGUGCUGGCUGAAGCGAAGCCUUCUCUUAAUGAUCUCAAGGUGCAAGGUUGGAAGGUGCAUACCUCGCCCAAGAUAAAAUUGUUCUUGUGGAAGGCCUUGUCGGAUGCUCUCCAUGUAUCAGAGCUUGUUCUUGCGAGAGGUAUGAAAUGUGAUGAAAGGUGUCAGGUCUGUGGGAGAGAAGGCAAAUCUACCAAUCAUGUUCUGUUCCAGUGUGAUAUAGCGAGACAGACCUGGGCGCUUUCGUAUAUCCCUACGCCGCCGAGAGGAUGGUCGGAGAGAUCCAUCUAUGAGAAUAUCUCUUAUAUGUUGUCGAUGAGAAAAAACUUAACACCUGAUGAUAUUGCGAGCAAAGCGUAUAAGGAAGCUGAUGAACAGUUCAUGGUUCAACAGAUAGAGGGAAGUAUAGAGAGGGAGGAAGCGGUAUGUCUGCCUGAAGCCUGUCCUCCAUUCAUUGCGCCUCCAAAAGGCUGGGUGAAAUGUGAGAUAGGAAUAGAGUGGUCAAAAGGGAGUUCUUAUACAGGUGCGGCUUGGAUAGUUAGAAAUGAUGUUGGCAGAGUCCUACAGCACAGUAGAAGAGCUCUCUCUGCUGUUCCGACAUUAUUGGAGGCUAAGCUUCAAGUCUCUCUCUGGGCGGUGGAAAGUACGAGAAGUCUUAGAUAUCAAAAGGUGAGCUUCUCAUCUAGUUUUGAUGAUCUGUCUGAAGCUGUGGUUAAGCCUUGGUUGUGGCCGGCUCUGCAAUAUGAAGCUUCUGAUCUAAGGAAGGAGUUGCAGGUUUUUGUACAGUGGGAACUGAAAGUGGAAGCUUUGGUUUUGGUUGGAUGUGCUUCUUUCAUCGCACAGAGUGUGGUUAACCUUGGUUUAACACAGUCCUAUGUUGCCUCAGGUCAUCUUUGGUGA
Molecule: messenger RNA, 1941 nt
Organism: Brassica napus (rape)
Lineage: Eukaryota; Viridiplantae; Streptophyta; Magnoliopsida; Brassicales; Brassicaceae
Exons: 5
Coding region: 1-1941 (646 amino acids)
Source: RefSeq, a predicted model, not a curated record